AUGUCAUCCACGUCUUCCUCCACGCCACAUUACAGUUCUUUCCCCUCGCCCUCAUCAUCAUCCACCGCCACUCGUCCUUACUUUAUCACACGCGCCGCCACAUCCGCACGCGCCGCUUUUGCCACGCGCAGACCAUGGGAAGAGGUAUUCGCGCUCUACUCUUUCACGCGUCCCCACUCCAUCAACGAAGCCACCAUGCGCGUGAAACGCAACCUCAACCACUUCCGCGUGAACUACUUCAUGAUGGUGCUGUUUGUUCUCUUUCUCAGCCUCCUCUGGCACCCGCUCUCGAUAAUCGUGUUUUUGGUGGCGCUGGUCGCUUGGUUCUUUCUCUACUUCUUCCGGGACGAGCCGGUGAUGGUGUUCGGCUCCUCGGUGGAUGAUAGGACGGUGGCGGCUGUCCUUGCGGCAGCGACCGUCGUGGCCUUGGUGUUCACCGGCGUGUGGGUGAACGUGGUGGCUUCGAUUGUCGUCGGGAUUGCGCUGGUGAUAUUGCACGCUGCUUUUAGGAGCAGUGAAGAUUUAUACUUGGAUGAACACGAGGGUUACGACGGUGGGUUGCUUUCGGUGGUUGGGGGUACCCCUACAAAACGAACGGGAGGGUACACUUAG
Vigna angularis (adzuki bean) is the source of this 612-nucleotide messenger RNA. RefSeq names its product PRA1 family protein F3. Lineage: Eukaryota; Viridiplantae; Streptophyta; Magnoliopsida; Fabales; Fabaceae. Gene Ontology annotation, cellular component: Golgi apparatus; endoplasmic reticulum. The transcript has a single exon. Gene Ontology annotation, biological process: vesicle-mediated transport. The coding region runs from base 1 to 612 and encodes 203 amino acids. The record is from RefSeq and is a predicted model, not a curated record.